Messenger RNA from Stegodyphus dumicola, 4937 nucleotides. RefSeq lists its product as uncharacterized. The record is from RefSeq and is a predicted model, not a curated record. NCBI's taxonomy places the organism in Eukaryota, Metazoa, Arthropoda, Arachnida, Araneae, Eresidae. Gene Ontology annotation, molecular function: protein binding. Gene Ontology annotation, cellular component: plasma membrane.
AAUCGAAUUAUGCGGCUGACCGAAGGUCGAAUAAAGAGGCCUCUUUUACAACUUGUUAUUCCUACUGUCAGUUUCUUUUGCUUUAAUAAUAAGACUUAUACACUACAUAAGUGUUCCUUUUUUACUUCUAUUUCAUGUCAAAGAGCGUCUUCCGCUUAUUCCUAUUUCUCUUAGCUAUGGCUUUGCUUAUUUUGACAGAGAGUUCCUUAGAUUAUGCAAAAUGUUAUAUAUGUGUAUAUACUAGCAAGAAUUAACUGCAGUGUUUUUUUUUUUUUUUUUUUUCUACUUCAGGUAGAUGUUCUGCAACUCGAGCUGUGUCUCCGAGUGCCCCGCUACCUCCUUUAAGAGAGACAUGAGAAAAAGGUCAGUAGAUCUACCACAGAAUAUUGCCUACAAGUUGCCGAAUCCUGCACCACUUUCGCACUCAAACCGCGAUGACGUCAUAUGUACCUGCUGUAGCAGUAGCAAUCACAGUGACCCUAGUCGUCAUAAUAGUGGGUUCCCAUCCAAUCGAUGCCCAUUCGGAGCCCUGUUCCUUCAAUCCUCUCUGCACUUGUUCCAACUCCCACCGUGAUGUUAGUUGCAUUGGUGUUCCUUUUGCCGAGGUUCCGACACUUCCUCUAGAUGAUAUAGUCCAACUUACUCUAUUGAAGGCUGGCGUAGAGGUCCUACAUGACCACUCAUUCCAGAAUACAAGAAUAUCCUCCUUGAGAAUGAUGCAAAAUCAGCUGUCACAUAUCCACAGCAAAGCAUUUCAGGGAAGUGAAUUGGCGCUAACUACUGUAGACCUUAGUUUUAAUAAACUUCAUAGAUUGCCAUUAGAAGCUCUGCAGAAGUUGAGACAUUUACAGUGGCUGAGUUUGCAUUCCAAUGACAUUGAUGAAUGGCCAAGUUUACCCUUCAAGCCUAACUUACAUAGCGUGUACCUUGGUGACAAUCGUAUUGCGUAUCUGGCAGACGGGGCAUUUUCCAACCUCCGAAACCUCACUUUCCUUUCCUUGGAUCAAAACUGCCUUGUAGAAAUUGAGCGUCAUGCUUUUCCACCUUCGUUGCAAACACUGUCUCUUUCCAACAAUUUGCUCCUCCAGAUCCCUAUUACGGCUUUGCAAAACUUGCGCAAUCUAUCUUGGCUGCAGCUUGGCGGAAAUCUAUUCGAGCAACUUCCAAGACCUUUUCCACUUCCAGUCAAACAUCUCCACAAGCUGGAUUUAAGUCAUAAUCUUUUAAAAAUUGUCCCACCUAUUUUCAAGAAUGACACAGAAAUAAUCAUCAAGAACCUCCAUCUCGAAUUCAAUUAUAUAAAUACUUUAGAAAGAGGCGCAUUCAAAGGAUUAGUCUUAGAAAGGUUGUCUUUAUCCAACAAUAGGCUGUCUACCAUUCCAGAUGGAGCCUUUGAUGGACUUCAAGAGAAUCUCAAAGCCUUGGACCUUAGUCACAACCUUUUAGAGACUUUUCCGAAAGCUUUGAAGGACCUCACAGUUUUGAGUCACCUUUACCUACGAGGAAAUGCUAUUAAAGAACUCGACCAAUACGAUCUUAACGAAUGUCGUUAUGAACUGGAAGUACUAGACCUCUCCGGCAACAGACUGAAAAGGGUGCCACGAGAAGCGUUGCUUAUAACUCAAAGAAUUUCACGCCUCAGUUUACAAGAUAAUUCCAUUUCAAGUAUCAGCAGUAAUGACUUUAGUGUUUGGGGACAGUCUUUAACUGCUCUUAAUUUAGCUAAUAAUGCACUAAAGCAUAUAGCACCAGAUGCAUUUUUAGGGACCAUAAAAUUAAGAGAAUUGAGACUGUCCUACAAUGGUUUGUUGUCCUUAAAUCCUGCUGUAUUUAAGCCCAUAAGAUCGACAUUAGAAGUUUUAGAAAUCGGAAAUUUUAAUGUACCAACGCUGGACAUACUCCAAGGAAUGGAGAAAGUAAAGUGGCUGCAAAUGGAUAAUAAUAAUCUCAGAAAAUUAUCAUCAAAAUCAUUAGAAGGCAUGCCUUCUCUAAUUCACUGUGAUCUAGAAGGGAACAAGUUACAAAGUGUGCCCCUUGGACUAUUUAGGAAUAAUAUCCAUAUCCGUCUCAACAGUAUAGUACUUGCUAACAAUGAAAUAGAGUCUAUAGAGACAGAUACCUUUCAUAGACUUCCUUUUUUAACCAAUAUUGUUUUGUUUGGUAACAGACUUAAAAUACUCCGUACUCAAUCGUUCCGAGAUAUGCCUAUCUUGAACACUGUCAUUCUAGCCAAGAAUGAGAUAUUUCACAUCGAAAAAGCCACCUUUUCUAAUUUAAAAAGUGUGACAAAUAUUUUCCUUCAAGACAAUAACCUCACAGAAUUUUCGUUUGAUGUUUUUCAUCAGGUAGGUGAUGCAAAGAACCAUGUGUUUCUCAAUCUUUCCAACAACAAGAUAGAGCAGUUAAUAAAAAUUCACGAGUACAAAGAUGGUGACGUUUACAUCAAAGCGCGUAGUCUGGACCUCAGCAAUAACUUUAUUCUUCACAUGGAUGGCAAUUUCUUGCGCCCAGUAGGUAGUACUUUACAUUACUUGAUUCUAUCUUCCAACCGUAUAACUACGAUCGAUUCUUCCACUUUCCUUCAAGCACCUAAUCUUCAAGUUCUUCAUCUCGAUGGCAAUCGAUUAACCAAUUUGCCAAAUGGUGUCUUCCAGAACUGCCUUAUGCUUCAAAUCAUUCAUAUAAGUCACAAUAAUAUAUCAACUGUGUUUUCUGGUGCUUUCCGCAACCUUAGUUCUCUUCGCAUUUUGGACCUCAGCUAUAACAACAUAAAAACUCUUCCAGAAGAUGUAUUUAUAGGUACUAGCUUAGAAAGGCUCAACUUAUCGAACAACAAUAUAUUUCAUGCUCCAAUUCAUAGUUUGGCCCAUACUAGGUCUACAUUAAGGUACCUUGAUCUUUCUCAGAACAGGAUAGCUACCAUUCCAACAAACGGUUUGAAUCAUCUUCAUAAUCUUUUGAGUCUGAACCUGUCCUCCAACAAGCUAACGAGCUUAUCAGAAGACGCUUUUGGAAAGCUGGUUUAUCUCUUGUACUUGGAUUUAUCGCACAACACUCUCUGGAGGUUAGAUGACGAGCCAUUCAAAGCUCUUGUUUCUCUUCAAACGUUAUUAUUGCGAGAUACCAGUCUUCCUCAUGUUCCCAACUUUCCUCUUCCAUCUCUACGCGUACUAGAUUUAUCGAACAACCUUUUGUGUAACAUAUCAGAUCUUUCUUUCUCAAGUGUGAAGGAACUGAGAUAUCUGGAUCUCUCUCACAACUAUUUAAGCGAAGUACCAACACAUGUGUGGUCGUCAAUCAGCAGAUUGACAACCCUUGACAUUUCCCAUAAUCCCAUUCAAACGCUAUCUAUGAAUCACUUCAAGAAAUUGGAAAGACUCAGAGAAUUGGAUCUUCGUGGUCUAGAUCUAAAAUAUCUGGAUACAAGGAUUUUAUAUAAUUUGAGAUUCUUAACAACAUUCAAGACCAGUACCUAUGCAGGUUUACGCUCCUUUCGCUUGCAGAACCUACUAUCGAAGUCUUGCAGUCUUCGGCGUGUCCUCGUUGAAGUGGAAGAAACUAACCUCUCUCACCAACUUCAGUUUACAUUCGGCACUAAGCUCCGAGAACUAACAAUUACUGGACGCAAUCUUCAGUACAUAUUGCCAGACGCAUUUCAAGGACUUCGCACACAUGAACUUGUGCUUAGAAUAACUGGUACUAGUAUCAGCAGACUUCCGAAAGGUUUUCUGAAGUAUCUUGCUGAUAUCCGGUACUUAACGUUGGACGUCCGAGGCAAUUACCUUACUACCAUGGAUGAAGAAGUGCUAAGUCCAGCAAGCAAGUUCAGAUCAGAGAUCCUAACCACGCAACAUAUUUCAGGUGGUGUUCUCCUAGAAGACAACCCAUGGGUUUGUGGUUGCAGCUUGGUUUGGCUUGGAGGAUGGAUCCGUCGCUGGAUGCGUGAAACGCUGCGAGUGCAAAUGUUACAUUUCGAUGGAUUUCUCUAUGCUCAGAAUCUUGCUCGUCGAACAAUCUGCACUAUGCCUGGAACAAAUGUGACUGUUGCCUUGGUGGACUUUGACCCGUCAGACUUCGGUUGCAAGCAGGGGUCAGAAAAUAACGCUUCCGCAAUGACGUCCUUCCGAGACGUCUAUUUUUGGCUGCUCAAAACUGCUAGCAUCUUGAUGACGCAGUGGUGUUACACUUAUUAUUAUGUAGUGAACUCAUACGAUUCCUUAAGGACUUCAUAGUGAUAAAUGUUUAUAGAAGUUAGCCAAUAAAUCCGAUGACGAUUGGACAGGACCUGAAUAAAUUGGCUAGUUAGACUAUUUAUUAGAGCAAAUGCAUACAGUGCUGAAGCUUUGAUAUUUAAAAAAAAAUAUAUGUAUAUUAACUUUUUGUUACAGUAUAUUUGUUCAUUGAAAUUUAUGUAUGUGUUUCUUUCCUUUUUCAUAAAGCUGUAUAUCAUGUCUUAUUUAAAACUGGCAGCUUUCACUUUACACUGACAACAAUAUGAAUAGUUGCAAUGGUAAUGCGUAGUUUGUGGCAAUAAAUCUUGAAAUAUUUUGAUUACUUUAUUAUCUGGAAAUCUAAAAAUUAAUACAGUGAAUCAAAUAGCUAUAAGAAAUACGAGAGAAAUGUUAAUCAAUGUUAUAAUGUACAGAAUAUAUGCGUCGAAUCUAUAGGUAUUUGCAAAAUCAAUACUGUUAUAUCAUACCAGCUUGGAAAAGUUUAAUAUCAAAAGAAUGCUGACUAUACGUGUUUUAUGUAUCCACAGAAAUUAUGUUAUUUAGUUAAAUUUACAUACAGCAUAUCAUUCUGAAACAAAUUUUUAUUCUUCAUUAAAUGAAUAUUUCCUUAAAAUUAAAAUUUUUAACCUGAUAAAGAUAUUGUUAUUAUUUAUUUAUUAUAUCUUGUACAAAAAUCUUUCUCUUAUUGCCAUAAAAGAAACAUAA